GAGCAGGAGCUGCUGCUGUCUGGGGAAGGCCAAGCCAUGGCUGGGGCCGUGCCCAGGCUGGAAUGGCAGGACAGGCCAGUGCGGCACCGAACGUGGGCCAGGAAGUUUUCCACGCACGAGGGGAGGCUCGGGACGCUUUGGCUACCUCGCAAGCUGGAACUUGCUAAGGGCGAGGAGCCGCCUGAGACAUCAGCCGGAGAAGGAAGUUCAAGGCAGGCAGCCGCCCGGGGGAGGCAGGGAACCAAUCAGCGAACCUGGGCAAGGCUGAACAAGGACCAAGUUUUUGACCCCACCCUCUGAGCUCACCUCUUAUAUCGGAUGUCACCUGCUUUUGCUUUUCACUCAACCCCAGGGAGAGGCAGGAAGCCACAGUGCAGAGCAGCAACGAGUGGGGCUUGUCCCUACAUCCGAGAGAAACACUGGGUAGCUAAAGAACGUAAGUGCUCAGCCUCCGGCUUGUCCCACCGCACCCCAGGACAUUAUCGGCACGACUUUACCCUGGAAAGGUUUGCUGGCAACGCUGGUGUCGGUACAUCAGGUGAAAGUGUGUGGGAAAUCGCCCCCCUUCUGACAGAUCUGUGCCAGCCAAAUUCCCAGUAUGGACGCGGCUCUAGCAGCAAACGUUUCAGGCUGUCCGGGUACAAGAACUCGUUGGCUGGGAGAAGCCGCGUCCCCACCGGCAGGCUUUGCCAGUGCAGCCCUUCUGUGCAGAGAAGGCUUUAGCCGCAGUGCUGUGAUUCGUGGCUGAAGAUCCUUUUCAUGGCAUGCAGGGGGCCGGACUGUCCGUCAUCACCUUGCAGAGCGAGGCUGGUGGAACAGAAGCUAGAGGAGAGGCAGGGAAGGUCCUGGAGGAGAGUCAGGUCCAUCCAUGGCUAUUAGCCAACAUGGUCAGCGAUACGACCCCCUGCUUGGAGCCACCCUGGACUUCUGACAGCAGACGCCAGGAGGGGAAGGCGGGGACCAUGGCCAUGGAGGGGCCCGUGUGCCUGGUGGGGAACGGCGCCGACGGGCAGCUGGAAGUGAUGGAGGAGGCGCUGGGGAUCCUGCGCGGCGUGGCCCAGCCCGUGGUGGUGGCGGCCAUCGUGGGGCUGUACCGCACCGGCAAGUCUUAUCUCAUGAACUCCUUGGCUGGGAAGCAAAGAGGGUUCUCGCUGGGCUCCACGGUGCAGUCGCACACCAAGGGCAUCUGGAUGUGGUGCCUGCCCCACCCGCGCCGGGCUGGCCACACCCUGGUGCUGCUGGACACCGAGGGGCUGGGCGACGUGGAGAAAGGCGACACCAAGAACGACGUGUGGAUCUUCGCACUGGCCGUGCUGCUCAGCAGCACCCUGGUCUACAACAGCAAAGGGACCAUCGACCAGUACGCCAUGGAGCAGCUGCACUUCGUGUCGGAGCUGACGGAGCACAUCAAGGUGAAGGCGCAGAGAGGGGACGACGCGGAGGAGGACACCGAGUUCGUCCGCUUCUUCCCCAGCUUCGUGUGGGCCGUGCGGGAUUUCACGCUGGAGCUGAGGAUCGAGGGGCAGCUGGUGACGGAGGAUCAGUACCUGGAGCACGCGCUGGCCCUUAGGAAAGGCAACAGCAAGAAGGUGAUGGACUACAACCUGCCACGGCAGUGCAUCCGCAGCUUCUUCCCCACCCGCAAGUGCUUCGUGUUUGUCCAGCCAGCAUCGCGGCAGGAGAUGGGCCAGCUGGAUUCGCUGCCCACCAGCGCCCUGGACCCGCAGUUCCUGGAGCAGAUCCGCCGGUUCUGUGACUACAUCUUCCAGUGCUCGAACGUCAAGACGGUCAAAGGAGGGGUUCUGGUCAACAGGCAAAGGUUCGGCGCCUUAGUCCGGAGCUACGUGGACACCAUCCGCAGCGGGCAGGUGCCCUGCCUGGACAACGCGGUGACCGUCAUGGCCGCCAUCGAGAACGAGGCGGCCCUCAGGGAAGCCCUGGCUCACUACGCGGCCGGGAUGGCGGGGCUGCGGCUGCUGGCGGAGCUGGGUGAGCUUUCGGCAGCGCACGGGACGUGUGAGGAGGAUGCCCUGCGGCUUUUCAUGCAGCGCUCCUUCAAGGAUGAGGAGCAGGGCUUCCAGAAGCGGCUGGUGGCCGGGAUCACGGAGCGAUACGCAAACAUCCUAGCAGAAAACAAGGCCGUUUCAGAGCAGACCUGCCGUGUCCUGCUGGAGGAGCUCUCGGCCGCCAUGCAGCAGAAACUCAGCGCCGGGCUUUACUCCCAGCCCGGGGGGUUCCAGGCCUACGACAGGGAUCAGAACCAGGUGGUGGAGAAUUAUGGGGCCAAGCCCAACAAAGGGGUCAAGGCGGAGGAGGCUCUGGAGCAGUUCCUGGCCAGUAAGAAGGCGGAGGCGGAGGCCGUGCUGAAGGCCGACAACCUGCUGACCGAGGCGGAGAAGCAUGUGGCUGAGGAGAAGCAGAAGGCAGAGCUGCUGGAGCAGCAGCGGAAGGCGGCGGAGGAGAAGCAGCUGCAGAUGGAGCAGCUGAUGAAGGACCAGGAGCGCAGCCACCAGGAGAACGUGAAGCAGCUGGAGGCCAAGGUGGCGGAGGAGCUGGCCAGUGCCCGGCAGGAGGCAGAGCGGGCGCUGCAGAGCAAGCUGAAGGAGCAGGAGGCCAUGCUGCAGAAGGGCUUCGCGGAGAAAGCCAGGCUGAUGGAGGAUGAGAUCUCAGGCCUCCGGCAGGAAAUCAGCUCCGCCAAGAGGACUGAAACUCUGUCAGGCCUUUUGGGCACCAUCAGGGAGGGGCUGAGAGCUGUCGCCAACGUGUCAGGUUAUCUGAGAUCCAGGCGCCAGCGGGGGAAGGGGACGAGUAAGCCAAGUAAAACCCCGAGACUAAAGUAGCCAGGCCCCUGUGGGGUCCCCCCCAGCGGCAAGUCCCACAAACGCUGCUUCUCUGCACAAUUGAAAGCUUCUGCUGACUAAUUCCUGUGAUCUGCCACAUCCCACAGCUACUAACACAGGGCCCGGAGCUGUCUGCAAAAGGAAAUCACAGGGCACCUGGAUUUUGUCCCCAGCUCUAGGAGGGGAGCAGGGUCUAGUGGUCAGAGCAGGUGGGCUGGGAGCCAGGAUGCCUGGGUUCUGUCCCCAUCUCCUGCACUGUAAUUCUGUGUAACGUUGUGCUGGUCACAUCACUGUUCCGUGCCUCAGUUUCCCCUCUGUGAAAUGGGGAUCUUCCCUCUGGGUGCAGGGGAUGAAGAGUUGUUUGUCUGUUAGGUGCUGAGCGGAUGGUGCUCUCUACAGCAGUG
Chelonoidis abingdonii (Abingdon island giant tortoise) is the source of this 3244-nucleotide messenger RNA. RefSeq names its product guanylate-binding protein 3-like. The record is from RefSeq and is a predicted model, not a curated record. Lineage: Eukaryota; Metazoa; Chordata; Testudines; Testudinidae. Gene Ontology annotation, molecular function: GTPase activity; GTP binding.